AUGGAGACACCUGUGGUUGGCGUCUUGGGUGGCGGGCAGCUGGGGCGGAUGCUGGCUGAGGCUGGGCACCGGCUGGGCAUCAAGGUUGUGGUGCUGGAUCCGUUGGGUGAGGCAUCGCCGGCGGGUCAGGUGACGCACGGGGCGAUCCAGGGCAGCUUUAAUGAUGCUGAGAAGAUUCAGGAGCUGGCACGCCAGGUCGGCGUGCUGACGGUCGAGAUCGAGCAUGUCAAUUGUGACGCGUUGGAUGCCGUCGUGGCCGCAGGCACGCCCGUGCAGCCGUCCCCGCACAGCAUUCGCCUGAUUCAGGACAAGUUUGCGCAGAAGCAGCACUUUGCCGCCCAUAAUUUGCCCCUCGGAGCUUAUCGGGAGGUUGCAUCGGCCGAGGACGUGGCCGCGGCGGGCCAAAGCUUUGGCUACCCCCUCAUGCUCAAGUCCAAGCGCAUGGCCUACGAUGGCAAGGGCAAUGCCGUGGUGGCCAACGAGGAAGGGAUUGGUGCCGCCAUGGAGGCACUCAAGUCCACUGACUUGUACGUGGAGCAGUGGGUGCCCUUUGUCAAGGAGCUGGCUGUUAUGGUGGUCCGCGGGGCCACCGGGGAGGUCACCGCUUACCCCGUCGUCGAAACCCGCCAACAAGACAGCAUCUGCCACACCGUGCUUGCCCCGGCUGCCUCGACUCAAGACGUGCAGCAGCGCGCAACCAACAUCGCCUGCAAGACCGUUGCAGCACUCGAGGGCGCCGGCGUAUUUGGCGUCGAACUCUUUGAGCUUGAGGAUGGCCGCGUGCUGCUCAACGAGGUGGCUCCUCGUCCUCACAAUUCGGGCCACUACACUAUCGAGGCCUGCGAGGUGGAUCAAUUCGAGGCCCACUUGCGUGCCAUUGUCGGCCUGCCCGUUGAAGGGACCCGCCUCGCUGUCGGUGCUUCCCUCAUGCUCAACAUCCUUGGUACUGGUCAAGCCGCCGAUGCUCAAGCGCUGAUGCAGACCGCCAUGUCCACCCCAGGCGCUCGCCUUCACUGGUACGGCAAGGCUGGUGACCGUCCUGGACGCAAGCUUGGCCAUAUCACUCUGGUGGCCGACGACAUCUCAGACUUGCGCGAGCGCCUGGUUCAGCUCUCCCCCAAUACGGCACAGGAGGUGCUGUACGGUGCUGGCUCGCGUGUCGGCAUCAUCAUGGGCUCCGACUCGGACCUUCCCACCAUGCAAGCCGCCGCCCGCGUCCUCGAUGACCUCAACAUUGCCUACGAUCUCACCAUCGUCUCCGCACACCGCACCCCGGACCGCAUGGUGCGUUACGCCGAGACUGCCGUGGACCGUGGCCUCAAGGUCAUCAUCGCUGGCGCCGGUGGUGCCGCCCAUCUUCCCGGCAUGGUGGCAGCAAUGACCCCGCUGCCGGUUAUUGGCGUGCCCAUCAAAACGUCCACGCUCAGCGGAGUUGACUCGCUGCACUCCAUCGUGCAAAUGCCGCGCGGCGUCCCCGUGGCUACCGUGGCCAUUGGUAACGCCAUGAACGCCGGUCUCUUGGCGGCUCGCAUCCUGGGUGCCACCAACCCAGCAAUUCAGCAAAGGCUGGAGCAGUUUCGCGAAGAUUCAAAGGCCGAGGUUUUGGACAAGGCCGCACGACUCGAGGAGGUGGGCUACGAGCAAUAUCUCGCUACCACAGCCACCCGGGAAGUCAAAUAA
Monosiga brevicollis MX1 is the source of this 1680-nucleotide messenger RNA. RefSeq lists its product as uncharacterized. Gene Ontology annotation, molecular function: metal ion binding; phosphoribosylaminoimidazole carboxylase activity; ATP binding. The record is from RefSeq and is a predicted model, not a curated record. Lineage: Eukaryota; Choanoflagellata; Craspedida; Salpingoecidae. The transcript has 2 exons. Gene Ontology annotation, biological process: 'de novo' IMP biosynthetic process. The coding region runs from base 1 to 1680 and encodes 559 amino acids.